Messenger RNA from Myxocyprinus asiaticus (Chinese sucker), 3480 nucleotides. It is a transcript of the gene dpysl2b, whose product is annotated as dihydropyrimidinase like 2b. Gene Ontology annotation, cellular component: cytoplasm; cytosol. The transcript has 15 exons. Lineage: Eukaryota; Metazoa; Chordata; Actinopteri; Cypriniformes; Catostomidae. Gene Ontology annotation, molecular function: hydrolase activity, acting on carbon-nitrogen (but not peptide) bonds, in cyclic amides. The record is from RefSeq and is a predicted model, not a curated record. The coding region runs from base 157 to 2088 and encodes 643 amino acids.
ACAUAAGUGGCAAGUCAGCCCUCAGAUGUGGACACAUUACAUAUUUAACCCUCAAAAAACCGCAUCACUUCCGCUGUUUCUCUUCUCAAUCCUACAGCAGAGCGUCACCUCACCCAUCGGUCUCACAUCAGCGUUCACUAACAGCAUCUAAGAGAAAUGUCUGCAGCCGGAGAUGUACCUGCCUUCUUCCAGAACAUGGGGAGCUCCAGUCCCAACCAGCCUCGUCAGAAAUUCUGUGGCAUGUUCUGUCCAGUGGAGGGUUCGGCAGACAACAAGACGCUGGACUUUGACUCGCUGUCCUCAGGUAAAGGUCGAGUGAUACAGAGGCAGAAGGAUAUCUCCAAACCACGAAAGGUGGAGAUCAGAAGAAGUGCCGGUAAGGAGAUCCUCCAGAACCUAAACGACGAGAGUGACCGUCUUCUGAUUAAAGGGGCUAAGAUUGUGAACGAUGAUCAGUCAUUCUGUGCCGACAUCUAUAUGGAGGAUGGCUUGAUCAAACAAAUUGGAGAAAAUUUGAUAGUGCCUGGUGGGGUGAAAACCAUUGAUGCUCAUGGGCGCAUGGUGAUGCCAGGUGGCAUUGAUGUGCAUACACGCUUCCAGAUGCCCGACAGGGGCAUGACUGCAGCUGAUGACUUCUACCAAGGCACCCGUGCCGCCCUGGCUGGCGGAACCACCAUGAUCAUUGACCACGUGGUGCCUGAACCCGGGAUGAGUCUGAUCUCUGCGUUCAAUCAGUGGCGUGAAUGGGCAGACAGCAAAGCGUGCUGUGAUUAUUCCCUUCACGUGGACAUCACCGAAUGGCAUAAGGGCGUCCAGGAGGAGAUGGAGGCACUCGUCAAAGACCAUGGAAUUAACUCUUUCCUUGUCUACCUGGCUUACAAAGAUGUCUUUCAGCUCACUGAUUCCCAGAUCUAUGAAGUGUUCAGUGUAAUUCGGGAUCUUGGGGCCAUCGCUCAGGUUCAUGCCGAGAAUGGAGAUAUCAUAGCCGAGGAACAGGGCAGGAUCCUUGAGUUGGGUAUUACUGGACCAGAGGGACAUGUUCUCAGCCAUCCAGAAGAGGUGGAGGCGGAGGCAGUCAACCGCUCUGUAACAGUGGCCAAUCAGACCAACUGUCCUCUUUACAUCACCAAGGUGAUGAGCAAGAGUGCCGCUGAUGUCAUCGCCCAGGCCAGGAAGAAAGGCACCGUUGUGUAUGGAGAGCCAAUCACAGCAAGUCUUGGCACAGACGGAUCGCACUAUUGGAGCAAGAACUGGGCCAAGGCUGCCGCCUACGUCACGUCCCCACCCUUGAGUCCAGAUCCAACCACACCAGACUAUCUAAACUCACUGCUGUCAUGUGGGGAUCUGCAGGUUACAGGAAGUGCUCACUGUACCUUUAACACUGCCCAGAGAGCUGUAGGUAAAGAUGAUUUCACCCUCAUCCCUGAAGGAACCAAUGGCACUGAGGAAAGAAUGUCCAUCAUCUGGGACAAAUGUGUGGUAACUGGAAAAAUGGAUGAAAAUCAGUUUGUGGCCGUCACCAGCACCAACGCAGCUAAGAUCUUCAACUUGUACCCACGCAAGGGUCGCAUUGCCGUGGGCUCAGAUGCUGACCUGGUGCUUUGGGAUCCUGAUGUUACAAAGAUUAUAUCAGCAAAGAGCCACAAUCUGGCUGUGGAGUACAACAUCUUUGAGGGCACAGAAGUGCGUGGGGCACCCAUGGUGGUCAUCAGCCAGGGAAAGAUCGUUCUGGAGGAUGGGAACCUCCACACCACUGAGGGAUGCGGCCGCUACUUGACCCGUAAGCCUUUCCCUGACUACGUCUACAAGAGGAUAAAGGCUCGCAGUAGGCUUGCUGAAUUGAGGGGUGUCCCCCGAGGUCUCUACGAUGGGCCGGUCUGUGAGGUCUCAGUGACGCCCAAAGCUGUGACCCCUGCUUCCUCUGCCAAGACCUCUCCGGCCAAGCAGGCCGGUCAACCUGUCCGCAACCUGCAUCAGUCCGGCUUUAGCCUCUCUGGUGCUCAGGUUGACGACAACAUCCCUCGUCGCAACACCCAACGCAUUGUUGCGCCCCCUGGUGGCAGGGCCAACAUUACCAGCCUGGGCUAAAGCAACAGUCAACAGGAGAAUAGAGGGUUGGGAUGUCUAUAAACCGAGAUGUUUGCUCAGACCACAAAUGCCAAACCCUCUAAAGGGCCUAUGAUUCUCCACUCCCUAGUCUCCCAACCCCUUACCUCUUGCCCCAGUACCCCUGUUUUCUUUCCCGACCCUACACCACUUCCUAGAGGAGUCAUCUUGAGAAAAAAGUAUUUGCCUCAUGUGAAGAGAAGUAAAAAUGUAACAACCACAUUUGAGCACUUCUGAUUGUAUGAUUUUUAUACUGUACUUUCUACCCACCAUGAUUCAUGUUAUUAUUUUUGUAUUUAACUUUAUUUUCUUUUGAAAUCAGAGGGAUCAAGUGAGUGUGAUAGAAAGCUGUUGUUUAUCAUUGUUACUUUAUUAAUAAGGCAAGCGGGAUAGAGUACUGGGUUUCUCAUUUCAUUGUUUGAGGCUAAAAGUGUACUAAAGGGAUAGUUAAUAAAAAAAUUACAUUCUGUCAUCAUUUACUCACCCUCAUGAUGUUCCAAACCACUAUGGCUUUAUUUCUUCCAUGAAAUAAAAAAGAUGUUAGGCAGAAUUUUAGCCUCAGUCAUCAGGUGUUGGCUGUAAUCUGAUUACAAGGUAAUUAUUUACUGUAUUCUAAUUACUUAUAAAUUUAAAAAAAAAAGUAGUUUAACACAUCUUGUUAUUAGAUUAUAGUUACUAAAUUUCAUUUAAGGUAAUUCAGGUAAUUACUUUUAAGGACAUUACUUGGGUUACACAUAUUUCUACAAAAUUAUUUUUUAUGUAUAAUACAUUUAACAUAUGAAUUCAAAUUAUCAUAUGUACGUCUGUGUUUCUGUGACAGCUGAAGGGUGUAUGACAGUGGACAUUAUUUUGAAUUUGUUGAGUGAAUAAAUGAUUGUUUCAGUGAAAAGUGCUUUAGAAAGUAACUUAAAAGUUAAGAAAUGUGUAAUUGUGAUUACUUUUUGAUGAAGUUAUGUGACCUAAUUACAAUACUGAAAUAUAAGUAGUCAUUUGUUGUGGAUUACUUUUUUGAGUAACUUACCCAACACUGAUCACAAUUCACUAUAAUUUUAUGGGGAAAAAUUGCAAUGAAAGUGAAUGUGACUAAGAUUGAACAUGUGCUGUCAUACAUCUCAUUUUGCUUUCCAAUGUAGAAAGAAAGCCAUAUGGGUUUUGAAAAAAAUGAGGAUGAAUAAAUGAUGACAGAAUUUUCAUUUUUUGUUUAACUAUUCCUUUAAAACAGGUAGGAAUGUCAUUAUUCUUAAGAAUGUCUCAUUGCGUUAUAACAGUCAGUACAUUUAGACCAACAUGAACAGCUGACCGUAUUCCGCCCAUGAUAUUCAAUAUGAUAAUUUCUGUACGCAGUUAAUAAAAUAAAUAUUUUCCAGUGGUUAA